CCGACCUUUAACCUCAACAAAGACGAAUACAAAUCACUCUUAAGCUAUAGUCUCAUACAAACCGUCUGAAGAGCGCGUCAAUCAUGGAUCCUUCAAUCUUUAGCGGUCUUCCAUACUUCAACCCUUUCAUGAUGAUUAACACCUCCGGCACCUGCGCAACCACGCGCCUCGUCCAAUGCCGCGACUUUGGAGUCAUGAUGAACGACGUCUCGCGCAAGUUCGACAAGGACCCCGAGGAUGUGCCAGAUUUGUCGAGGGACGAUUUUGUGUCGAGGCAGAUCGUAUUGAAGCAGACGGAGGGGAUAAGACAGAUGUGGACACCAAUUUUGUAUAUGUAUGAGAUCGUGAAAGCUUCGGCUAAACGUCAGCGAGACUGGGGUCAUCUGUGCUUCACCGACAUGACCACCACGCGUUUUUUCCUCGUUAUGAUCUUCCCUUCGACCUGCAAUUGCGGAAAUUAUUCACACCACGACUAUGCCGCGGUAACGAAGUAUCACGCCGACAAGUUCUUCUCUCUCCUCACGCUUCUCUGGCACAAUGACCAGCCGCCAAACUGGGUCCGGGCAACGUACACGACUCCAGACCACGCCUACAGAGUUGACCCAACCCUGCUCACUCGUUCCGAUUCCCCGCCUACCACCACACCGAACAACCUCCCCCAAAUCAUCGAAGUCAACUCCAGCAAUUUCGUUCCAUCGAUCCUCCCCUCCGAGGUCGAGAAAGUCGAGAACCUGUUGGCUCAGAAAGGGCCGCGCGCAAAGAAGAUAUCGGAGGAUGUGAAGAAAAUGGUGCAGGGGACAAAGCAGGAGAUCAGACCGGAUGUCAAUGGGCAGGCUUGGAAGCAGAAGAACGCAAGACAAUGUGCGGCUUGUGAGGCGAUUAAGGAGAAGGAUUUGGCGACUUGUUCGAGGUGCAAGCUCGUGUAUUAUUGCUCCAAAGAAUGCCAAAAAGAGCAUUGGCCAAGACACAAAAUAUGGUGCAAGAAGUCUUCUCAGACGCCUGCGUGAGUUCUGUAUGCAAUAUAUCUUGUUAUGUACGACUGUAAGAGAGAGGACUUGAUUGUGUAUGAUUUCUUGAAGAACAAAAGCGCACCAAUGUAUCCACUGCCAGCCUCACUGUUUGUACAACAAGCUGCCACCUCCAAUAUGUCUCGUAUUAUAUCCAUCAAUCAGCGGGGUUUAUACAUGCACGGCGAUGUCUAUGGACCCGACGACUGGACGGUGUUUCUGUACGAAAAGAGCAGCUAGCGUUCUUUGCUGCUGGCGAGUACUUAUACGUGCAUUCUGGGCCACGUUCAUAGAUCAAUAUACACCCAUCCAUUCCCCCUCCUUCGUUUGCAUAGGUUAUAAAGUAGCCUCUGAUGCC
Messenger RNA from Stereum hirsutum FP-91666 SS1, 1365 nucleotides. RefSeq lists its product as uncharacterized. The record is from RefSeq and is a predicted model, not a curated record. The coding region runs from base 84 to 1007 and encodes 307 amino acids. Lineage: Eukaryota; Fungi; Basidiomycota; Agaricomycetes; Russulales; Stereaceae. The transcript is spliced from 9 exons.